Molecule: messenger RNA, 811 nt
Organism: Phragmites australis (common reed)
Lineage: Eukaryota; Viridiplantae; Streptophyta; Magnoliopsida; Poales; Poaceae
Product: glutathione transferase GST 23-like
Exons: 1
Coding region: 52-447 (131 amino acids)
Biological process (GO): glutathione metabolic process
Cellular component (GO): cytoplasm
Molecular function (GO): glutathione transferase activity
Source: RefSeq, a predicted model, not a curated record
GAACAAGGUCUCUCUCUCUCUCUCUCUCUCUCUCUCUCCGGAGCUCUAACAAUGGCAGAGAAGGGCGUGAAGGUGUUCGGCAUGUGGGCCAGCCCGAUAGUCAUCCGGGUGGAGUGGGCGCUCCGGCUGAAGGGCGUCGAGUACGAGUACAUCGACGAGGACCUGGCCAACAAGAGCGAGGCGCUGCUCCGCUACAACCGGGUGACCAAGAAGGUGCCCGUGCUCGUCCACGACGGAAAGCCGAUCGCCGACUCCAUCAUCGUCGAGUACAUCGACAAGACCUGGAAGGACGGCUACCCCAUCAUGCCGGCCGAUCCCUACGAGCGUGCUCAGGCGAGGUUCUGGGCCAGGUUCGCCGAAGAGAAGGGUACGCAAAUGACGCGGCACAUGCCCUGUCUCCUAGCUACGGUCCUACGGAAGCCGAUCUCCACCACUACCUUUGGGUGAAAACGGGACAGCUGCCCGCCCGUCCAAAGACUUGCGCAAGUAUAGGAUGCUCCACUAAACCAAUGUUUCGAGCUUUUUUAUAGCCCUAACCAAGGUUGCUCAGUGUUGAAACUCUAGUAAACCGAACUAACAAACCAUCUCUCAAAUCUGAUGCUCCACUAAACCAAUGCUCAAACGAAUAGACCACAUCCAAAUUCUCUAAGUGUAGAACGAGCUCAUCAAGUUUUGUGAUGAUCAAACCAUGUUUGAGCCUCCGAUCACAAUCUUAAAGAUGAUCAGUCUAGAGCCACCAAACCUGGAUAGAUUCAGCUCUCUUUCUUCUUCCUCUGUUCUCUCAGGAUGUGUGUGUGUCUCUCUCUACAAU